ACAUGGAAACACGUUUAAGAAUUCUUAUUUACAAAUAAGCAUAAUGCGAUUCCUUACACAUAAACACACCAACCGCAAUUUACCACACCACUUACACAGUCCAACGGGUAAUUGUCGGCGUUAUGGCAACGCAUGGUGUAUAAUGGGUUACUGGGAGAUAAAGACAGCCUUUGCAAGUCCCAUUCCCCUGGUAUCAGAUAUUGUCUUCAAAAGCUCCGGCAAAUCCUGUGGUAUCACGCAAGGUCACCAUCGGUCGUGUCAGACAGAGCCUGCAGGUGUUAAAGAACUGCAGAUUGCCAAAUCUCAAGAUGAGCAGUGGAGAGAGAAGACCGGAAUAGUUGUAGGCACCAGUCGAAGUCCUCGAGAAAACAGGAGCAGUUGCAUUAUUGUUUUUGCAAUGCCUGCAGUAACAACUGUUUCCGUGUGCCUUAUCCUUCUCCUUAUUGGGGGACAAGCAUCGUCAUUGCCAACAACAACACGGCUGCCCGUGAGAAUCAGCAGGUCAAGUGAGCAAGGAGGUCACUCUGGUACAUCCGUCGACACAGAUGGCGAUGCAACUAUCGACUAUGAUGACGAAAAUAUCAAGUAUAUCAGAGGACAGGUUUUGCGAGCUGUAACCAAGACACCGGCCCACCCGUUCCUAGUACUGACCAACAAAACCAGUGGUCUUGUGUACGAAGGUUAUCUGAAGGACGUGUUGAGCAGUCUGGCCAGGAUUCUCAAGUUCGAGUAUGAGAUCUACGAAUCUCCUGACGGCAAAUAUGGAGUUCCUGACCACAAGGGGGUGUGGAAUGGGAUGGUGGGAGAGGUGGCCUAUGGGCGAGCGAAUCUGACGCUCGCACCAUUGACGAUCAGUUCCUUGCGAGAGAAAGUGGUGGACUUCACCAAGCCUUACCUGCACGUUGGGACUGACAUGAUGAUGAAGACGCCGAGUGAAGACGUGGACAUCUUCUCCUUCCUCAUGCCGUUCGAGCCGAUCCUCUGGCUCACCAUCCUGGGCGCUGUGAUGGGGAUCGCCCUGCUGCUGUACCUCACCGCAAAAGCCAGGACCAUGGUGGGUGCCGGUGACAAGUCAUGGGAUAACGACUCUGCCUUCACCAGUUACAACAGCAUAUGGUUUGCGGUCUGGUCCGUGUUAAGGAAAGGAGGUGAGCCGGCCCCUCGGUCCAUCCCAGCCCGUAUCCUGGCGGCGGGCCUGUGGCUGUUCGCCCUGAUCGUGGUGUCCACCUACACCGCCAACCUCUCCGCCUUCCUCACGGUCAAGAGACUCGAGAGCCACAUCAACUCAAUCGACUCUCUGGUCCACCACGCCAAGGUCAAGUUCGGCGUGCCCAGAGACACCUUUCUGUACAGCUUCUUCGAGUCCUAUAAAGACGACACUGGGAACGUCUACAAGGAAGCCUGGGACAGGAUGGAGGCGGACGACUCCUACUACAGGAACUUCGCGGAUGGUGUCGGGAAGACGAAGCGGGGUGAUUACGUCAUGCUGGCGGAGACGCCGUUCCUGGAGUACGCCGUGCUGAACGAUGAGAAGUGUGAGCUGAUGCUGGUGGGAGCACCAUUCAUGUUCCAGGGCUACGGGCUGGCCACCAGGCGGGGCGACCCGCUCCGCAAGGCUCUGUCCAUCGGUAUUCUCCGCCUCCAAGAGACAGGGGCUCUCUCGGCUAUCAAGCAGCGCUGGUGGCCGGAGGAUAAGUGCCCACUGUACGGGGGAUUGUCGGCUGUGCGAGGGAGGAGUCGUAUAACAAUCACGACAUUCUUAGGUGUGUUCUUCAUCCUUGCGGGUAUGGCUAGUCUGGCGUUGGUCGUGACUUUGGUGCAAGUCCUAUUUGCCAAAAGUCCGUGCGGCAAGAGAAGAUACAAGAAGAGAGAACAGUCUCAGGCAGUGCUACAAUCAAGUUCGUCUCUGUCAGACAGUAAGACGUCCCCUCCUCAGUUCGACGCUGCAAUAGCUGAUGGAGACUAGCGACCAAUCUAUAGGACAAUAGCGAUAUCGUGCGGAAGGCAAUAUAUUGCAUCACAAGGAAAUACAAUUAUACCCUGCUGUCAACCAGUAGCAACAUACACAUAGAAAUAUUAGACAGGAUACACACUAUAAAGAUAUUAAUGGCCUGACGUAAUGCCAACAUCCAGUAACAAACUACACUGGUGUAGGAAAAUACAAAUCAGUACAGGUCUGCCUUCACAACUCGAGGCUGAAUGGACUCGACUUAAGCAGCAGUAAGUAAGCAGUACACCUGGCACAAAUCAGCUCAGUAUGGACAUGCAAUACAGUAAUAAAUCGCAAGAUUUCGCUGAUAGACCGUCAAAGUAAUCGAGUACAUUACAUAACCCUAAUAAUACGCGUGAAAUAGCUCUAUGAAUAGGUGAUGUUCUAAGGGGAAAUAUAGAAAUUGUAACACUGCGUUCUCUUUAAGUUUGCCAUCAAUUUUAUCAACUGCGACUGAAUCAAUGGAAAGAAGCCUGUGAUUUGAUAAUACAUCCACUUUUGUUAUCUGGCCAUACCAUCUAUGCAAAUGUUCCUGAGCUUUACUACAAUAUAUAUAGAUGCAACGGUAACGAAUGUUUUAACAUGAAUCAGCUGUUAUGGAAUAAAGUAGCAAAAUGGACCGCUGUACUUGAAUGAAUAAAUACUUCACAUAAGUUAACUAAUAACAGACAAUCUCUUAAACUCACUUCUA
Molecule: messenger RNA, 2681 nt
Organism: Branchiostoma floridae (Florida lancelet)
Lineage: Eukaryota; Metazoa; Chordata; Leptocardii; Amphioxiformes; Branchiostomatidae
Product: glutamate receptor ionotropic, delta-1-like
Exons: 16
Coding region: 44-1966 (640 amino acids)
Biological process (GO): synaptic transmission, glutamatergic; monoatomic ion transport; modulation of chemical synaptic transmission
Cellular component (GO): plasma membrane; postsynaptic membrane
Molecular function (GO): glutamate-gated receptor activity; transmitter-gated monoatomic ion channel activity involved in regulation of postsynaptic membrane potential
Source: RefSeq, a predicted model, not a curated record